Messenger RNA from Salmo salar (Atlantic salmon), 7673 nucleotides. Its product is annotated as 3',5'-cyclic-AMP phosphodiesterase 4C. Lineage: Eukaryota; Metazoa; Chordata; Actinopteri; Salmoniformes; Salmonidae. The record is from RefSeq and is a predicted model, not a curated record. Gene Ontology annotation, molecular function: 3',5'-cyclic-nucleotide phosphodiesterase activity. Gene Ontology annotation, biological process: signal transduction.
CUGCCUCUGAGACCGCCCCUGUUUUCUCUGACCUCACAGUUCAACUGGUCCACACACAAACACACACAUGCUCAGGAAAGGAUCACUCACACAGGCACACAAGACACAUUAUAUAGCAAGACCUGCACACAAACGCACCUAUUGGGUUUUCGAGAGGGUCCAUGCGUAUUGCGAUGGCUACAGCUGUCAGAGGGAGUUGGGACUUGGUGGUGGAAGACGGGGUUUAGAAAACGCGGAGGAGAGGAAUACAUGGACACGGAGGUAUAAAGAAUGCAGGGGGGGGAGAGUGUGAGAACUUUGAUCAAGCCUUCCUACAGAGAUUGUUAAAAUAGACAGUGAGAGCCAGACACAGGAAUGGAAAGGACAAAAUCAAGCUAGUUAAUCUGCAUGUUUCAUUUUCACCUGCAUCCUGAUAGAAAAGGAAUUCCAUCUUGGAGGUUUAAGUUCUAAUCACACAGAGAGCUUAACUGAUGCUUCUACAUUUAGUCAUGUAGCAGACUUUAUUAUCCAGAGUGAGUACAUACAUUUUUCAAGCUGGUCCCACGUGGGAAUCGAACCCACAACUCUGGCGUUGCAAACGCCAUGCUCUACCAACUGAGCCAACUGUUGAACAUGCACUGGGUGACAAACUCAUCCAAGAAAAUGUCAUUUUUUCCCCUCCCACAACCACGUAUGAGGAUGUCCCCCGGUAGAAAAAUGUUGACUUUUUGAAAAAACACAGCAGCUUUUCAAGAGGAGGAUUUUUCAAUGUUUUUGACAGGAGGAAUGUUGGCGGGAAAUACCAAGGAGGAUUUUCCUCAAAGCCUUUCUCCCAGAUUCUCGCUGAGAUUCUCUUGCCGUUUUGGCUUUUCUUGUUGUUGCGGCGUCUUCGGUCCUCUCUGUUUGACAUAUCAUUCAUUUGAGCGGCAAUGGGAACCAGGUGCGGCGUGAAGAAAGCAACAGGGUCGCGAGAAAGGAGAGUGGCAAGAGAACCACAGCUGUCAAAAGAGGAAGGAAACAAAGAAAAGCAGAAGUAGAAAGAGCAGAGAUAAAAAGGGGGAAGAAAUAUGAGUUUGCCAACAAACUGUGUAUUCCUGGCCCCCUCCUCGGACCGGUCGUUCAAAGUGCGGAACGGGAAUAUCUGUGGAUCCCCGUGCGCAGUCAACCGGCCCAUUGACAUUGUGCAGAAGCGCAGGCGUUUUGAUGUGGAGAAUGGGCUGUCGGUGGGGCGCAGUCCCCUGGACCCCCAGGUCAGCCCCAGCUCCGGCCUGGUCCUACAGGCCAACUACCCCCACAGCCAGCGCCGCGAGUCCUUCCUCUAUCGCUCCGACUCAGAUUUCGACCUCUCGCCCAAAGCCAUGUCCCGCAACUCCUCCACGGCCAGUGAGCUGGAAGAGGGCUUGAAGCACUGGGAAGUCGGUUGGCUGCCGCGACAUGGAGAAGACAUGAUUGUAACACCAUUUGCACAGGUGCUUGCCAGUCUCCGAACAGUCAGAAGCAAUUUUGCCUACAUAACUCAUCUGCAAGAUCGGCCCAACAGGCGACCAUCAGGCAGCAACCCUCCCUCCAUACCUACCCACACCAAGUCAAGCAUAACAGAGGAGCCCUACCAGAAGCUGGCCAUGGAGACACUGGAGGAGCUGGACUGGUGUCUGGACCAGCUGGAGACCCUGCAGACCCGUCACUCAGUCAGUGAGAUGGCUUCCAACAAGUUCAAAAGGAUGUUGAACAGAGAGCUCACCCAGUUGUCGGAAACCAGCCGGUCAGGAAACCAAGUCUCAGAGUUCAUCGCCAGCACUUUCCUAGAAAAGCAACAUGAUGUGGAGAUUAUGUCUGGGCCUCCUAAGGAGAAAGACAAGAAGAAGAAGAAGAGGCCCAUGUCCCAGAUCGUUGCGGUGAAGAAGCCUGCCCUCAGCCCCAGCCUCGCCCCCACCCAGAUCCCCCGUUUCGGGGUCACCACCCUCCAGGAGGGCUUAUUGGCUACGGAAUUUGAGGACAUCAACAGAUGGGGUCUAGAUAUUUUCAAGAUAGCUGAAUACUCGGGGAAUCGGCCUUUGACGGUGGUCAUGUACUCCAUUUUCCAGGAGCGAGAGCUGCUGAAAAACUUUAAGAUCCCAGCCGACACCUUCAUCACCUUCAUGAUGACCCUGGAGGACCACUACCACGCCGACGUGGCCUACCACAACAACAUCCACGCUGCCGACGUGGUACAGUCCACCCACGUUCUCCUCUCCACCCCCGCCCUGGAGGCUGUCUUCACUGACCUGGAGAUCAUGGCUGCUCUGUUUAGCAGUGCUAUACACGACGUAGAUCACCCCGGAGUGUCCAACCAGUUCCUCAUCAACACAAAUUCUGAGCUGGCUCUGAUGUACAACGACGCUUCUGUUCUGGAGAACCACCACCUGGCUGUGGGCUUCAAGCUGCUACAGGAGGACAACUGUGACAUCUUCCAGAGCCUCAGCAAGAAACAGGGACAGUCCCUCAGGAAGAUGGUCAUCGACAUGGUGUUGGCCACUGACAUGUCCAAGCACAUGAACUUCCUGGCUGACCUGAAGACCAUGGUGGAGACCAAGAAGGUGACCAGUCUUGGAGUGCUGCUGCUGGACAACUACUCAGACCGCAUCCAGGUCCUUCAGAACAUGGUUCACUGUGCUGACCUCAGUAACCCCACCAAGCCCCUGGAGGUCUACCGUAAGUGGACCGACCGCAUCAUGGUGGAGUUCUUCACCCAGGGGGACAGGGAGAGGGACAAGGGAAUUGAGAUCAGCCCUAUGUGUGACAAACAUAACGCCUCCGUCGAGAAGACCCAGGUGGGAUUCAUAGACUACAUCGUCCACCCUCUGUGGGAGACGUGGGCUGACCUGGUCCACCCUGACGCCCAGGACAUCCUGGAUACCCUGGAGGACAACCGGGAGUGGUACCAAAGUAUGAUCCAGCGCAGCCCCUCACCCACCCUUGAGGACAGGGAUCUUGACGGGGGGGCCAGGAGCCCUGGAAGCCACACCGGGGGGAUGCUGCGCCUCCGCAGGGGACAAGUUCCAGUUUGAACUCACCCUGGAGGAGGAGGAGGGGGAGGGUGACUCAGACCUGGAGAGCCCCCCCCGAGGAGGAAACGUCACAGGGGGGAGAGACCUCUAGGAAGACCCCGGCCCUGUCUCUAUCCCCAGAGCCCAGCAGCAGAUACCGGCCCCCCUCCCCCCACCCUGGCCGGGCCCUCAGUCUGGCCACCAUGUCAGUUAGGAGCCCCGACCAUCUCAGAACAUUGAGCCCCGGUGUGGGCGCGGACGACAUAGGCGAUAGGGACAGAGAACUGGGCCAGGAAGGCAGUAGUGUAGCUUACCUACGGCUUGGCACGUAACACAAACCUUGGCCCUCCCUUCAACUCAUUCCAUCCCUGCCUUGGUUUGUGGGUCCCAGCAGCAAUUGGACAUGCAGGGUGGGCUUUUCAUCUGUAAUGUCUGUAAUGACAACAGUUCCUUUACACUGGAGACACCUUAACACUUUUAAUCUUGUAGAACAAGAAGUAUCGUUUUAUUGUCUCUUUUCUUCUGUGUGCGAGAUAGGACUUUUUAGUCCUGCAUUCUGUAGUUGAUUCUGUCCGGAAAGUGUCUUAGACUCGAAGGUAGAGAACUGACCACAAGCUAACCAGCCUCACCAAUGUCUCCUGACGACGCAAGGAAUUAUACUGAGAAAACAAUGUCUUCCUCAAAAUGAUGGAAUAUUGCAAGGAUUGUAAUCAUUUUACAGGGUCUUGGAACUUUUGCACCACACAUUUUGAAUUCAGUCAGCAUAAACUAGUAUAUUUUAUUUUGUUUAGUCUCUGAGAAUUCUGUGAAUGUUUUACCAAAUCCAGUAUGUACCUGAAUAGUGAGAGAAUUGUAACUUAAACCUCAGGGUAUGACGAGAUAUAAAUUAUUUUAAUGUAGCACGGACUUCUUGGGUACCCCUUAACCGAGACUGCCUGUUUAGAGUUGUGUUACUGAUGACAAACAGCUCUUACUGCUUCAAGUUAUGCAAAAAUACAUAUUUAUUUGUCUGGCGACCUCUAUUGAUCUCAAUUGAACAGUUCAUUAAUGAGUUUGAGAACUAAAGCAAUUUAAAUAUAAAAUAUGAAACGAACAGUACCAGUAAAUUGUAUUUCAAAAAUCCCUAAGUACUAUGGUUGAUUGGGGUACCCAAUACAAGUUGUUUUAAAUCUAGACUAACACCGCUUACACUCAUGUUUGUAAAGUUGUAUUUGUUUCUAUGUGAUCAUGUUUUACGUUGUCACAUUUUCUAUUUGAUUUGAAAUGGUUCCGUUUUGUUAUAUAUAUUGGGUAUGUCCUCAUCAUGGGUGUAUUCAUUUCGCCGAUUCUGUUGCAAAACGUUUUGCAACAAACCGUUUACUCCAACAGGAAAACUGGUUUCUACUGGAAAAAUUCAGGUAGGUCUCUCCCCGUUUCGUUCCAUUUGCUAGGUUUGCUUUGGUAAACGAUUUCCGUUGCAAGACGUAACGAACACACCCCAGGUCUGUUUGUCUCUGAGCUUUGUAAGCAUCAUUAUCAGGGUGUCUCCACCAUACAGUAGCACUUUACAAUUUUUGUUGUAGAGGAAGCCCAUUCAGUUCUAAAGAGCUUGAGCCAAACCAUGAUUUUAGUGGACAGCUACGGAAGGCUGUAGUUCAUGUCCAGAAACAACCCCUAGGCCUAACGCCUAGAGCUGAGAGGAAUGGAUAGGUGUAAGCAAUAGGAAGAAAAUUCCACCUAGCAGAGGGUGAGGUGGAGACAUUGUCAUGUAGCUUAAAGGGGCAUGCAGUCAAAAAUGUGAUAUCCUGUGUUUUAUAUAUACAUUUCAACACUGAGGUUGGAAUAAUACUGUGAAAUUAUGAUAAUGCACUUUAACAGCUAGUUCAGGUUACACAUCCCUCCCAUUAGGCUCCUCGGACCACUCUGACAGUCCUAGGUAAAUUCUUGCUGGAGAAAUGGUAUUUUGCUAAGCCAUUUGUUUCUUUUUGAGAAUUUUAAUUGAAAAUGAUCACAGUAAGGUUCUUAAUUGUUACCCAGAAAUGAUUUGAUAUUGAGAUAAAAACGGCUGCAUUGAACCUUUUAAACCUACAAAAUCCUGUCAGAUCUCCACAGGUGUCGAAGGGUUAGUGGUUGUUUCUGAACAGGGCCGCAGUGUGGACUAAUUAGGGCUUAUUCAGUAGUGUGUGAUGCUUUGAAAGUUGCAGAUAGAAAUGUAAUGAACAGCAUUGAUAUUAUUCCCUGUAGUACACAACAGAAAAUCAUGUCUGGUUUACACAAUACUGUACAUUCUGUAUUGACAUUGGAUACUUUUUCAUUCGCCUGAAUAAGCCCCUAAUGUCUUGUUUGAUUUGUUCUUGAGGGAAACUAGUUUAUAGGGAAAAUUGUGAUAAAAAUCUUUGGAAUUUGCGCAAAAGCUUCUGCCAACCUAAGUCGUUAUGAAAUGUUGAACAAAGUUCUCUCUGAACUGUUGAUUGUAAUCAUGUCAAAAUUUGACUUUAAAAUGUGUUGAGUUUCAUCAAUUAUCAGUUAGAAUUAUGCUAUAAUUUUAAUGUAAAUUGUAAUACCUGACUUUAUAUGUUGGAUGUAAUACUUUGAUGUAGAGCUCUAUUCAAUCCGUAUCGCAGAAGUUCAGUGUUACAGCGUGAUUGGAAUUUAAAGGCAAUGUUCCUGUAUAACGGAGACUGCACGGUAAAUGCUGCAUAUGUCGGCUCGAUCAGAAAUGACCUUCAUAUCGCGUAAUCUGUAAUGCUUCAGCGAUACAGAUUGAACAGAGCCCUUAUGCUCUGCUCUUCACAGGGUUAUAGCUUUUACCUACAGUAUGUGAAUGUCAAUUGACCACUGAAACAUACAUUUUCAAAGUAAAUUUCUAUUAUUGCGUUCGCUGAUUGCACCCAAUUUUUUUUAAGUUAAACUAAUACUGUACAACUUAACUAGCCCCUGCCAAAUAUAAGUACACCUAACAAAAAAUGUUUUCCAUAAGCACAAAAGGCUACUCAAUUCUCAAAUUUCUUAUUUCUAAAUCCCUGUUAGUGAGCAUUUCUCUUUUGCAAAGAUAAUCCUGACAAGUGAGGCAUAUCAAGAAGCUGAUUAAAUGGCAUGAUCAUUACACAGGUGCACCUUGUGCUGGGCACAAUAACGGCCACUCUAAAAUGUGCAGUUUUCUCACAACACGUCACACAAGUUUAGAGGGAGCGUGCAAUUGGCAUGCUGACUGCAGUAACGUCCAACAGAGCUGUUGCCAGAGAAUUUAAUGUUCAUUUCUCUACCAUAAGCCGCCACCAACGUCAUUUUAGAGAAUUUGGCAGUACGUCCAACGGGCCUCACAACCAUAGACCACGUGUAACUACGCCAGUCCAGGACCGCCACAUCCGGCUUCUACACCUGUAGGAUCGUCUGAGACCAGCCACCCGGACAGCUGAUGCCACUGGCGCACUGGAGAAGUGUGCUCUUCACAGAUAAAUCCCAGUUUCGACACCAUCUGCCCGAUAAAGUUGUGUGGGUGAGUGAUUUGCAGAUGUCAACAUUGUGAACAGAGUGCCCCAUGGUGACGGUGGGGUUAUGUUAUGGGCAGGCAUAAGCUACAGACAACGAAAACAAUUGCAUUUUAUCGAUGGCAAUUUGAAUGCACCGAAAUACCGUGAUGUGAUCCUGAGGGCUAUUGUCGUGCCAUUAAUCCGCCGCCAUCACCUCAUGUUUCAGCAUGAUAAUGCAAGGAUCUGUACAUAAUUCCUAGAAGCUGAAAAUGUCCCAGUUCUUCCAUGGCCUGCACAGUCACCAGAAAUAUCACACAUUGAGCAUAUUUGGGAUGCUUCGCACAGCUGAAUAGUGGAAUAACAUUCCACAGGCCACAAUCAACAGCCUGAUCAACUCUAUGCAAAAGGAGAUGUCACGCUGCAUCAGGCAAAUGGUCACACCAGAUACUGACUGAUUUUCAGAUUUUUUUUUUUUAAAGGUAUCUGACCAACUGAUGCAUAUCUGUAUCCCCAAAUCAUGUGAAAUGCAUAGAUUAGGUCCUAAUGAAUUUAUUUAAAUUGACCCGAUUUCCUUUUAUGAACUGUAACUCAGUAAACUCUUUGAAAUUGUUGCGUUUUAUAUUUUUGUUCAGUGUAUAUAAAAAAUCACUGAACUAUCCUUAAUGGAGGACAGUGAAAUCUGAAAAUAACAGGUCCAGCAUGGUAAACUUGCCUGGGAACUAACACUAAAGUAUUUAGUAUUUCCCGCUUACUCUUUUCCUGGUAAGGCAGGGGGAAAAGUACACAAGUAUUCAUAAAUAUCUUAACCAUAUUCUAUUCACUCAUGUUUGGUCAUGAAUAAGCAAAUAGCUAAAAUAAGAGCCUUAAAUUGUGACUGGAGAGGAGCUGAGCUGUAUCGUGGGUAAAACGUACAUAAAUCAGUGUCAUUCAGUGUUAAACGUGUUGUCUGAGAAGUUAGAAUGGUGACUUGGUCCCUUUAUUGCUUUGCUGAAACUGACAUGGUAUACCAUUACGGUUAUUGUUCUGUGUGUCUUUUUUAUCUGCAAUGUUGGACAUUAGUAUAUUUGUCUGUCAAAAUGUAAGUACGUAAGAGAUCUUAAUUUUUCUGGAGCCAAAAUAUUUCUUACAAAUUUUCUUAAUUUAACAAUAAUUUUAAAGUACAAUUUUUAAACGUUUCUGGAGUUCAGUGAAAAUGCCAAUAAAUUAUGGAAAGCUG